AUGAUGCUGCCCACGGCGUGGGUCGGCUGGAGUCUCCUGCCGCUCCUCGGCAUCGGGUUCACGGUAUUCCGCUACAGCAGCAUCGACCCCGAGUCGCACCCCGUCAACCAGCGGCAGCUGCUGAGCACGUACGACUUUAUAGUAGUGGGGGGUGGCUCGGCCGGGGCGGUGGUGGCCUCGCGGCUGUCGGAGAUCCCGGAUUGGAAGGUCCUCCUCCUGGAAGCCGGUCCGGAUGAGAACGAGGUGUCGGACGUGCCGGCGCUCACGGGGUACAUGCAGCUGUCCGAGUUCGACUGGAUGUACAAGACCGAGCCGCCGAGCAAUUCGGCCUACUGUCUGGCUAUGGUGGGCGACCGGUGCAAUUGGCCCCGUGGCAGGGUCUUGGGUGGCUCGAGUGUCCUCAACGCCAUGGUUUACGUGCGCGGCAACAGGCGGGACUACGACAACUGGGAGCGCCUGGGCAACCCGGGCUGGAGCUACGAGGACGUGCUGCCCUACUUCCUGAAAUCCGAGGACAACCGCAACCCCUACCUGGCGGCAACGGCGUACCACGCGACAGGCGGCUACCUCACGGUCCAAGAGACCCCAUGGCGCACGCCCCUGUCCAUCGCCUUCCUCCAAGCCGGCCUCGAGCUCGGCUACGGGCUGCGCGACAUCAACGGGGCCAACCAGACCGGCUUCAUGAUCACCCAAGCGACCAUGAGACGCGGCAGCCGCUGCUCCACCGCCAAGGCCUUCCUACGACCGGUCCGCAACCGGCCGAACCUCCACGUGGCCCUCAACGCCCAAGCGACCCGCGUGAUCCUCAACCACGACAGGCGGGCCACGGGCGUCGAGUUUGUCCGCGACGGGCGCAAGCAGCACGCCCGGGUCAGGCGCGAGCUCGUCCUGUCGAGCGGCUCCAUCGGCUCGCCCCAGCUGUUGAUGCUCUCGGGGAUCGGGCCCAGGAAGCACCUCGAGGCCCUCGGCAUCCCCGUGAUAUCGGACCUGCCCGUGGGCGAGCACCUCCAGGACCACGUGGGCCUCGGUGGCCUGACCUUCCUCAUCGACGACCCCAUCACCUUCAAGAAGGACCGCUUCCAGACCCCGGCCGUCUUCCUCGAGUACAUACUGAACGAGCGCGGCCCCAUGACCUCGCAGGGCGUCGAGGCCCUGGCCUUCGUCAACACCCGCCACGCCGAGCCGUCCGGCGACUUCCCCGACAUGCAGUUCCACUUUGCCCCGAGCUCCAUCAGCUCCGACGGUGGCGACCAGAUCCGCAAGAUCACGGGCUUGAGGGACAGCGUCUACAACACCAUGUACAAGCCCAUCCAAAAGGCCGAGGCCUGGUCCAUCCUGCCCCUCCUGCUGCGACCCAAGAGCUCGGGCUGGGUGAGGCUCAAGAGCCGCAACCCCAUGGUCCACCCGGAGAUCGUGCCCAACUACUUCACCCACAGGGAGGACAUGGACGUGCUGGUCGACGGGAUCAGGAUAGCCAUGCGGGUCUCCAAUUCCUCGGCUUUCCGGAGGUUCGGCUCGCGGCCGUUGAAGAUCAAGAUGCCGGGCUGCCAGCGUUUUCCCUUCGACACGUACGAGUACUGGGAGUGCGCGAUACGGCACUUUACCUUUACGAUCUACCACCCGACGGGCACCUGCAAGAUGGGCCCGAGGGGCGAUCCCACAGCGGUGGUCGACCCGAGGCUCAGGGUACACGGGGUCAAGGGGCUCAGGGUCGUGGACGCGUCCAUCAUGCCCGAGAUCGUCAGUGGCAAUCCGAACGCCCCGACCAUCAUGAUCGGCGAGAAGGCGAGCGACAUGAUCAAGGAGGACUGGAAAAUGCUGAGGCGGGAAGCUUCCGCUCGCGGCAGGUAG
Messenger RNA from Copidosoma floridanum, 1851 nucleotides. RefSeq names its product glucose dehydrogenase [FAD, quinone]. Gene Ontology annotation, molecular function: oxidoreductase activity, acting on CH-OH group of donors; flavin adenine dinucleotide binding. The record is from RefSeq and is a predicted model, not a curated record. NCBI's taxonomy places the organism in Eukaryota, Metazoa, Arthropoda, Insecta, Hymenoptera, Encyrtidae.